CGCACCAUCUCCGUCCAGCCAUCGCAUCCCGCCUGGCAGUGAUUCCGCUUCUUCUCCUCCUCUUCAAUUCUCGAUAUUUUCUCUUCAGAUUUCUACGUCUAGCUUUCGCUCGCCAGUUCUCUCGUUAGAGUUUGCAUCUUUAUGCGGCUGGGAGUCGCGUCGCCAUGUGUAAACAUGGACUCUGAAAAGGUGCGUGCGGUCCCAAACACAGGGACGGAACCAUUGCGGGCUUUUCCCUGUUGACGCCAACUCGAAACCAGAGAAUCGAAAUGCUGCACGACCUCGAUAUGAAGUAUCGACAUACCAUCCAUGGAUUCGAUCUCGUGAUCAAGGACGAGGAAGCGCGGCGGCUGAAGCUCCGCAGCAUCGUGCUUCGGGACGAGGCCAUGAGCCUCAAAGACCAACUUCUCUCCAGAGACCGCCGCAUCAAGGAACUUGAGGAUCGAGUUGACGACGUUCGUGGUCAGCUGGAGAGCGCCCAGGAGAAAGCCCGAAGGCAGGAUAGGCUCAUGCUGACACAGUCCCGGGAGAUUGCCAACCUGAAAGUAAGUCCUGUGUCGGAUCCAAUGCUCUUCCGUCUCACUCUGACGGCGGUUACCAUAGGAGGAAUUGUCGGCGUUCAACGCCGUGUCGCAAGACUCGGCAAAGAUCUUGUCCGAAAAGCUCGCCCUUUCGCGUGAAGUCGCCGUGCUUAAGCCCGAACUAGAACACCUACGGUCACAACUUGCGCACCAGAAGGAUGUGCUGGCCGAAAAACUGGCUCUCGAGCGCCAGCUUAACACGCUGGAAGUCGAGCUUGCCAACGAAAAGCGAGCGGCGCAGAAGGCAGCAGAUAGACAGGGCCGCGAGAACGAUACCGAGAAGGAGCUUCGCGCGCGGA
Thermothielavioides terrestris NRRL 8126 is the source of this 880-nucleotide messenger RNA. RefSeq lists its product as uncharacterized. Lineage: Eukaryota; Fungi; Ascomycota; Sordariomycetes; Sordariales; Chaetomiaceae. The coding region runs from base 270 to 680 and encodes 136 amino acids. The record is from RefSeq and is a predicted model, not a curated record. The transcript has a single exon.